ACUGUCACUUUCACUCUGAGCCUCUUCUUGCCUUUGGUCAAGGAAGGAGCUGCCCUCUGAGUCUGUUGGUAUUUGGGGUAGGGAGGGGGCACAGCCAUGGACCAUCGGCGGAUGCAGAAGAUCAGCCUUGGGACAACCAUCAUGGCUGUGGAGUUUGACGGAGGUGUUGUGGUGGGCUCUGACUCACGAGUCUCUGCAGGGGAGUCCGUGGUGAACCGGGUCUUCAACAAGCUCGAGCCCCUCCAUCACCGGAUCUACUGCGCACUCUCUGGGUCGGCAGCUGAUGCCCAGGCGAUUGCGGACAUGGUGAACUACCAGCUGGAGCUCCACAGUUUGGACAUGGAUGAGUCGCCCCUGGUCUUGGCUGCAGCCACGUUGGUGAAAAAUAUCAGCUACAAAUACAAAGAGGAGCUCUCAGCUCACUUGAUGGUGGCAGGAUGGGACCCCAGGAAAGGUGGGCAGGUCUAUGGGACACUAGGAGGGAUGCUCACCCAGCAGCCCUUUGCCAUUGGGGGAUCUGGGAGCACCUAUAUUUAUGGUUACGUUGACUCUGCCUACAAACCUGGGAUGGACCAAGAAGAAUGUCUACAGUUCACCAAAAAUGCUAUUGCCUUGGCCAUGGUCCGGGACGGUUCCAGCGGAGGUGUCAUUUACCUUGUCACCAUCACCAAAGAUGGCGUCAAGGAAGAAGUGGUUGUGGGGGAGAACAUCCCCAAAUUCUAUGAUGAAUGAAUUUGUUUUCCUUCCUGUUUUUAAUCCAAUAAAUGUGACAAGAGUAAAA
Sceloporus undulatus (fence lizard) is the source of this 781-nucleotide messenger RNA. RefSeq names its product proteasome 20S subunit beta 9 (gene PSMB9). The coding region runs from base 97 to 732 and encodes 211 amino acids. NCBI's taxonomy places the organism in Eukaryota, Metazoa, Chordata, Lepidosauria, Squamata, Phrynosomatidae. The transcript has 6 exons. Gene Ontology annotation, cellular component: proteasome core complex. Gene Ontology annotation, molecular function: threonine-type endopeptidase activity. The record is from RefSeq and is a predicted model, not a curated record.